Molecule: messenger RNA, 10256 nt
Organism: Corvus hawaiiensis (hawaiian crow)
Lineage: Eukaryota; Metazoa; Chordata; Aves; Passeriformes; Corvidae
Gene: PJVK
Product: pejvakin
Exons: 6
Coding region: 7943-9016 (357 amino acids)
Biological process (GO): programmed cell death
Cellular component (GO): cytoplasm
Source: RefSeq, a predicted model, not a curated record
AUAAAUCAUGAAGUUCUUAAUAUAUAUUUUACAGAUUGAUUUUGAAGAGGUGGGUGAUAGUGGCAGCAAAAGCACUGAAACAGUGGUUUUGCAAAAGCAUCAUUCUGUUCCUUUCUAACCUUUUUCCAGUGCAGGAAUAUUUUUAUAAAACUUUUCCUAUGUGAUUUUCUGUGCAGUUCCUUUAAAUCUCUCAGGAGCUACCAACCUCAGUCUCAGAGAUGGUAAUUUUCUUUUUGGCAGUUCCUAGUUAUAUCUUCAUACAACAGCUGAUAAGAGCCUUUUUUUUUUCUUUCUUUUUUUUCCCCACUUCAGCUUGUUCUUUGUGAUUAAAGGGAGCUUGCAGUAUGCUUCUCAAGUUUCGAGAGAGGGUGUAGAAAAAAUUGCUCCUGAUGUUCUCUAAUAGAUUUGAAAAAAGUGGAAAUGAAAGAAAAAAAAUUUCUUGACACCCACCCUGUCUGGCCUCUUGGAAAAAUAACAGUAUGUGGGAUUUUGGGAUUUUUCCAUUAUGUGUUCUUGUCAGCUGUUCAGCCCUUAAAAUGAAAGCAUAAUAAAAAUAAGAAUUUGGUUGGGAGGAGAAAUUAAGGUUUUUGUUAUUUCUUGGCAUUGUAAAAAGAACAAGUGUUCAAACAGUCUGGAAUGCUGCCUGAGUGGAUGCAAUUGCAAAGGAAGGGAAAAGCCUUUUUUCAUGAAUGGCAGUGCUUUCUGUCUCGUGUCGGAGUACACAUCUUGUCCAAACCCAUGCUCUGAGGCAGGGGCGUACUAGGAGCUUAUUCCCUGUUAAAUCAUUCCAUGAGUGAAACUUGGCUCUGCUUUCAUGUUUGUCCAAUAGAGAUCUGUCCUUUACCUCUGAAUGCUUUGGAUGACUGUGACUCAGCAGAAUUACUGUGCAUGAGUGAAAUGUGAAAAGUUCUAUGGCAUUACUUAAUUGAUUAAAAAAAAAAAUCAACACAGCAAACCUUUGGGAAUAGAGCACAAGAGGCCUGUGAGGCAGCAUGAGCAAUCUGACAACUAAUUUAGCAUCAAAACUAUUACUUUAGGUACGAAAGUAAAUUACAUAUUUAGAUUUAAUCUAAGCAAGAGACAGAUGAUUCUUCUUCGUAACCACAAACAUGUGGGUGCUGUGGUGUGGUGAAGUGAGACAGUGUGGGAAGCUAUUGACAGGAUUUCAUCCUGACUCAGCUAAAGAAGUUGCCCACAGAAAGCUGCUCCAAGUUUCACUGCUGGUACAAAAAUCUGUUCUGAUGUGAUGAUACAUUUAAUAUUUUUGCACUGCCAACAUAUCAAGCUGCAUGGUUCUUCAAGUCCUCAUGAGGUACUCUAUUUUGAUUGAGUGAUGAGUCUAAUUUUACUCAAGGUCAGCCAAUGAAAUGUCUUAUAUUUAGACUGUGGUUUUUAUUUCUGAGAGCUAUGUCUAAGAUUUAACUUAGAGUAAAUGAAGAGACAGGUUAGGUUAUAUAUCCCAUAUCUAUAUCCCAAGUGCAUAUUAAUAACGGUAUAUUAAAAACUUCAGAAAAAAAAAAAAGGUGUACAUAAAUGCAUGUUACAGACACGAAUCUGUUGUGAAGAUAUUUUUUGCCUGUGAUGAGACUACGUUUGAGUAUGCUUGUAAUUACAAGGGUAAGUUCCAAAGCAAAACCAAAUACGUAGUUGCUUUUCUCACUGAUGAGUGUCUGGCUACAUUUCCUUCAGUAAAGAAAAGAAACUAAUUACUAGUUCAAAUUUCACUACUAUCCUAGGUUUCUUGAGCAGGUUUUUUGACAAGUCAGUGGAGGAUAAAACUAUAAUUAAACAUUGCCAAAAGGUUACACUUGUUGGACUGCAGGUGCACUACAAGUUCUGGUAAGGAUGUUGGGUUAUUUAUUUCAACUGAUAAAUUUUAAUGUGUCAAUUGUCUUUUAAGUUUCUCUUCAAGCAGGUUAUUUUUGAGGGCUAUGUAUUACAUUUAGCAGUCAAAGAAAUUGAAGAAACAGCAUGAGAGCAUGUCCAUUCUUCAGUUCUAGUUCAAGAGCUGACUUUACUUAAAUGCUGAUCAGCUAACCCAGAAUAACAGUGAUAGACUACUUUUUAUGUUUGGUGACAAGAAUUUUUUAUGUUACCUGUUCGUUACAAUGUUUAGUAUCUGGAAACUGCUCAAGUGUAUUACUUUGUGCCUAAAUGUGUGAAAAGAAUGAAUUAGGAAACUAGAUGAUAUAGUCUUGUAGCAUGAAAAGGAAUAGUCUGAAUAAACAUAGAGGUGAUUAUGAAAGAAGAUGCUGAAUUCUUGCUUGCCCUACAAACACUGAUGUAAUUUUGUCUGUUUUUAAAUACUCUGUAUCCAAAGAUCUGAGAAUACUUUCUAAUAAUAAUAAUAAUAAUCAGAUCUUGCAGUAUCCUUCCCUGAGAAGUGAUAUAUUAGCACGGCCACAAACAGUAGGUUUCAUAGACAGAGGUUAAUUGCCCAGUAUCACAGAACAGCUGGUGUCAACACCAAAAAUAAAAGCAGCCCUGCUGCUCAGUUUAAAACAUAAGGAGAAGCAGCAAGGAACAAGAUAUGUCUAUGACUGAAGGAAGUUUUAUAUAGAUAUAACUGUACCAGCACACAUCAGACAGCUCAGCAUGGACCAUGUGAGUUAUAACAUAGUAGACAAAUCUGUUGUUUUGUAAUUUUUCUGCAGAUACAGUGGCAUAGCAGCAUCUACUGCUCUGCCUCCUGGUACAUGAGGAUGGGCAAGCCCACAAAGCUGUCGUCUCACACAGACACGUCCACUGACAGAUGUUGGAUAAAAAGGAUUUAGCCAUUUGGGCAGCAUCCUUCAAAGGAAAGGAAGCAUUAAACCUACUUUAGAUCACACUGGCUUGUUUUUUUCCAGAUUUGUCUUUACGAGCUAAUAAUGCUGCAUGAUGAAAGUAGCUUUGUUGUAUGCUGUAAUGUUUAUGUAACAAAUGAAAGCUGGAAGAUGAAGGGAGAAAAGAAACCUUAAUUGUUAACUGGCUGGAUAAACUGAGCUGGUGUUGAAAAGAUUAAACCCAAAUUUGCACCAUAUUAUGCUAGUAAUUUGUUUAAUAUCUUCUUAGUGAGCAAAAAGAUGCAGUCAGUCGUCCGACUGAGAGCUGAAAGAUGCACCUGCUUCUCACAGGUGUAAGUGUAAAUGCAAACAUACUACCUCAGCAAAUCCCUGGAGGACUAGUUUUGCAUUUCUUUUUAGUAAAGGCUUCACAGCUAACACAUCCAUCUGUCCAUUAAAAAUAUUGCCAUUAAUGCUGGGGCAAUAACAAAGAAGCAGAAGUUGGGAUAUUUCAUACACUCUAAAGAUGGACACAUGAAACAUAGAUUAAGUAAUCUGCUUGUCCAUGAACAAAGGUCUGGAACCUGAAAGGUAAGUCUGUGGAAGAGCAUAUAAAACAAUCACCAGAAUUUUUAUUCUUUGCUUGCUUUUGUGUUUCCCUUUAUCGUCAGCAUGGCUCUAGAGAGAAGGCAGUGAACUGGUACAAAAGAGCCAACUGUGCAACACAUACCCUUUUUAUCAGGUCAACAGAUGUUGCUUGUCUAAAGGUGAAAGAGGGGUGAUGUCAGCCAAAAGACAUAGAGAAGCCAGUUGGACUUCACAUCAUGUAGCCUUUCCCUGAUGUAACACUUUCAGUACAGUACAGCUUUAAAUAUUUUGAUUGCUGGGAAAGUGUCACAAAAACAACCCCUGGCAGGGGAUCUGCCUUCUAUGUGUGUGUAGCACAAGCUGGGGAUAUGUGUUACCAGUGUCAUCACAGUCUGUUCUGUGGCAGAGAAUAGAAGGAGGUUCCAAUAGUUGAGCUGUAAACCUAAGGAAUGUGAUACAGGAAUCAUAGUGAUAGCAAGUGUGUGUAUCUGUCUUUCAAAUGGACUAUUAAAAGUGACCUUGAAAAUUAUUUAGAACACCCCAUAUGAUACUUUUUAGAUAUCUGUAUGGAAAAGGGGUGACACUGUUUCCUACACUUCUAAAAUUUUUUUUUCAAAUUCAUUCUAAUUUGUAAAGUAACUGUUCACAUACAAAAGUUCCAUAUAACUAAAACAUAGAGGUCCAAUAAAAAACAUACCUCUAGAAACUUCGCAUUAAAAUUUUCUCCUGAUUCUACAAAUAGCGGUGUAAUAUUCAAAAGGAUCUGGCUCCACAAGAAGUCAUACUUUAAAUGUGGGGAACUUAAAAUAUUUUAGGACUAGGCUUCUGCGAAAAAUUAAAAUAUACCAUGUCUAACUCCAUUGUUCCCCUAUACUGCAUAGCAUUUAGGAACUGAUUUAAAGUUUUCACUGCAUUUGAACUGUAUAAUAAAGAAAUCCAACAUGGAAAUACCUAUGUUGAAGCUAUGUCUGCUGGAAACAUUCUUGCUUUAACUUACUUUCCUUCCCACAGUGGUCUCUAAAUGCCAUAGGGCUUUGUGAGUAGCAAUCACUGCAAGCAAUGAGUGCCAGGUGACCCCAGUACCCCCAGUAUCCCGGCAAAGUGCUAGACCAGGAGUUCAGCAUAACAGUGGUACUGACUUCAGACCCAGGAGCUCUGAAGUUAUGUAAGUUAUGGUGUUAAACCAGCUGGUUUUGCUCGUACAUGAGAAUCUCUAGACAAAUGCCACCUCAAAAGAAUCAAAAAAGAAGUCAAGUGCUGUUAAACCCACUCAGCUUGUUAUAAAAAACCAACAAGUGUAUGUGUAAUAAGGACCAUAUUUUGUCCCAUAAAAUGUUAUUUUUGUUACCUCCUGGAAUAUAACAGUAGCUAUAUUGCACAGAUCCUAUCUUUCUAGGGAAAUACUCAUGCCAUAUGCUGGAAAGUUACGGAAUUUUGUAAGUAAUUUUUUCAGUAGCAUUUUAUUUAGCUGGUUUUUAUAUGUUAAAUUCUUGCACUUGUUCUUUUGCAGAGAUCUGUAGGUAAAUGUAAUAUGGUUCGAAGGCACUUGAAGUGUACAUGAUACCAGGAGAUCUGGCAACUGAUGGCAUCUUUUUGUACACUAAGAAGAUAUUAAACAAAUUACCAGCAUACUUUGGUGUAGAUUGUGGGUUUAAUCCUUGCAAGUGAAACACCAACUGAGUUUAUCCAGUCAGUUAACACUUAAGAUUUCUUUUCUCCCUUCAACUGACUGCUUAAUCAUGCUAAUCUUAUGAUAUGGGUGACUGUGACAAGAAAUAAAUUAAAAUCAGAUCAGUUCAAGUAGAUGGUUUAACAUCAAACAGAUGGUUUAAGAUUUCUGGAUUGAAAAUAAUGAAAUAAUUCCACAUUUUCAGUUCCAUGGACAAAUCUCUAGUUUGCACCACCUUAGAUCAGCUUAUAAAUGCCUCUUCAGCCACCCUGUAAUUACAGGUGACCAACAUUCCUGCAAGGGAUAACGUAGGCUUACUAUCUAAUAUUAAACCAAAAAUCAUUAUGGAAUUAUCUAAUAACCACAAAAACCUUCUGCAUCCUCCAGUGUUAUGCAGACAGCAGGACUGUCCUCUAGAUUUUACUCAUAAAAAAUCUCUAUGUUCAUAUCAAUAUGAUGUAGGGAAAAAAAUACAGUAUUUAAGCAUAAAAGUUCUCAGCUAUACAUAGCUAAUACUUGCUCUGGUACUACUCCAUGGCUAAGACCCGCUCUAAACAAACAGAUCUCAUCUUGCAUAGGAAAUAAACUAUCUUUCUCUUCCCUUCAGGGGAAGAUAAUCAGGCUAGAAAAGUCCUCUUGCUCUUCUGUGGAGGGUUGUGUGUGGGAAGGCAGAGGGGAUGCCUUGUCAGUGCCCUUACAGGGCUCUGUGCCAAGGGGAGUGGAACAUUUCGGCCCAGAUCCUCCCCAGGGAUAGCCUUGAACCUAAAUGUGAGCAAGGACUUUAAUCUGCACAACUUAGUGAGACAAGGCAAGAUUUUUUUAUUCCAAUGAUGGCUCAGGCAUAACUUAUGCACUUGGAAAUUAAAUGUUUUUCAUGUAUUGGUUGCCCAAAAUGAGAGCAUGCCAGGGCUGCGGAAAUGCUGAAGUUCAUGAGUACAUUUGUGUGCCAAGUACAAAGUUUCCUGGUGCUGGAGGAGCAGGGAAAUACCUUAAGUUUCUUCACUCGGAUGUGCAAAAUUAGUGACUGUUUUCAGAACAUGGCAAUGUUACUGUACUUGGACUCCUGUUCUCUGAUCUGUGGCAUGAGGACAACACAAACAUCUGCUGAAGCAUUUAUGGUGUAUUAUAGGGUGUUAGAGUAACAGGAAUAGCACAUAAACAUAUCAAAUGAAACUAUUCAUUAUCAAAAUUAGAGCUAGAUCAGAUUAUGAUCUAUGACCACAUACCGAGUAAGAAAAAUACAACUACAUGUUGAAUAAACGGUGCCAGCUGAUCGUAAUAAUCUGUAGGAAAAACAGUAUCCUGUCAAACGUGUAACAUAUAUACAGGAUUAAUCUAAAUCAAGAAUUGGUGGGCAAUUUUCAUUUUGGAAUUCCCAUAGAUUCUCCUUCUCUUUAAAACCUUUUCAGUUCUGUUGAUGUGUUUUGAUUGAGUAAAUAUGUACAGGGUUUUUCUGAUAGUGUAAUAUGAAUUACAGCCAGAAUUAAUUGCAGCCUUUCACAUGCUUUCAAUUCAAAGUCUAUAUAUAACCUGACUUGAUUUUUCAGCACCCUCUAGAGUAAGCAGAAAGAUCCAGCAGCCUUUCUUUUCAUCUUAGCUGAGGUAAUGCCCUCCUCUUUUUGCCAUUUUGUUGGACUUCCUGAUACUCUGAUCCUUUAAAACUAUUAUGGAAGUAUUGACACAUGAUAAAUUAUUAAAUAAAUAUUCAUAUUAUAAAACAGUUCUUUAGAUACUUUCACAUGAAAACCUUACUUCAGAAAAAAAAGCCAAACCAAUUGUUACCUGGCAACCAGGGAUAAUAUUCCUACUGAAGUGUAGAUUUACAUGCCUGUGGCUGAUGCUUUACCAACUGUAACUGCAAAGGAAGUCUCUGGAAGAAGUGCUACAAGGUUUAGCCAGUUCUGUGUUCAUCAAUCUUGCAAGAAAAUCAAGUCAUUGUUUACAUGAGGAUGGGUCAGCUCCUGCUGACUCUCUCACAGAUCCUCCACAGUGCUCUCUACUGUCUCUCUCUUUUUUCUUUAAAAUUUUCUGUCUUUUUACGCUGGUGCUUUAUAUCUUGGAUCCUUGAGUUGCUCCUCAUUCCUCUAUCAAUAAUCUCACUUCUGUCUGCAAUUUUACUUUUAUUAUUUUGCAUAAUUCUCACAAUUUAAUGAGUUUUUCAGUAGUCUGAGCUAAAUACAUGCAGCUCAAGCCUAGCCCUUGGAUCACAGGCAGCUGAGUCCAUAGGAGCUUAAUAACAAAUGAUGAAAGCCCACUGUUGUUCCCCCCUGCCCCCAGCCAUCUCUGAUCUUACACUUCAGCCCAGCACAGCGCUCAGUCCCCAGCUGAGCUCUCCCAGCUAGGUUAUGCCAGUGCUGUGAAAGGCAACACCGUCUCACAGAGCAACCAGUGUUCAUCAAAGUGUAAUUCCAGUGGCCUCUCAGAGCACAUCUGGGCUGCUUUGUUGGGUGUUGCUAAAACACCAGAAUUCAGCUGUGGCAAGGACCCAACAAACAGCAGUACACCAAUAACUCCUAGAGGGAAGCUAAGGUUUAUGGAAGUUAGUUUUCUGUUUCUGUGACAGAAAUUUUGAUUUCAAACAGUGGCAUUAAACUGCCAAGAAAAGGGCACCAUUUCCCUCUCAGUUUACACUGGUAAUUCAUUAUUCAUCAUGCAGAAUUAGAGAGCUUAACUGAAGAUCUCUGAGAGAAGUCUCAAGCAAUACACCAUAGACGUUCGGUAGCUAAGAUGCUGUUGAUUCUUUCCAAGUGAAAUAUAACUCAACCUAAGAAAACAGCAGUUUGACAGACUUUUAUUUUUUUUAAAAAAGCAUAUUAGUUUGUUUGCAAGAACAAUAUAAAAUGAAUUGAACAUGGGCUUGAUGUCUGGAAGCUACACUUGAUACAGAGCUUUUUAUUACUAUCAUUACUAAUGUCGUAAUAUGUUUGCUGCUGCAACCAAAAACUUUGUUAAACAGGUUGGUGAUGGAGGAAGAUUAGUUCCAGUGCCCAGCCUCAGUGAAGCUGACAGAUACCAACCUCUGAGCCUUGUGAUUAAAAAAAGAAAAUGUUCACUUUCAAAAAAAUCUAAAUUUGCUUCAACACCUUUCACAUUAAAAGACAUUCUUCAAGGGGAGAAAGAAAUUUCUGCAGGUGUCUCGUCUUACCAGCUGCUCAACUACGAAGACAAAUCAGAUGUUUCGCUUAAUGGUAAAAGAGGAAAUCAGAUAAUGAACGAUGUUGGUUUUGAUGUUGCUGGAUCAGAUUCUAUUGCCUUUAAAGCUUCAUUUGGCAUAGUGACCAAACAUGAAGUUGAAGUACCAACAUUACUUAAAGAACUUACGACAAGAAAAAUAAACUUUGAUCAUUGUCUAGUCCAUCAAUCAAGAAAAAGUAGGAUGGAAAUUUUGUGUGUGGUCAUGGAAAGUAUUCGAACUACAAGGCAGUGCUCAUUAACUGUCCAUACUGGAACGCGUGGAGAGACAAUGAGGUUUCACAUAAUUGAAGAUCAGAAUUAUAAAGGACGAGACAAAGCCAUUGUUUUUCCUGCACAUACAACUAUUGCUUUUAGUGUAUUUGAACUCUACAUUCAUUUGGACGGUAAUUUUGAACUCUGUGUGACUCCAAUUUCAAAAGGAGGAUUUGAAAGAGAGAAAUCUGGAUCAUCUUCACUGACCAAAUUAAGGAGAUUAAAGAAUAAUCUGUUUCAUCGAAAUAAAGGAGUAGUGGAAAUCAUUGCUAACUCCGAUCCUUACUUGGAGGACCUUUUUGCAGAUUAUUAUGAAAAAGCUGCAAGCAUGACUGAUCUCUCUACAAGCUAUCUCAGAGAUGGUUCUCAUAUCCGAAUUAAUUUACUUAAUAACAACAUCCCCAAAGGCCCCUGUGUCCUUUGUGGAAUGGGAAGUUCUAAAAGGGAGACAGUUUAUGGAUGCCUGGAAUGUUCUUUUAAUGGACAAAAAUACGUACGACUGCAUGCUGUGCCCUGUUUUGACCUCUGGCAUAAGAGAAUGAAGUAACUGAUCUGGGUAAGUGCCUGCUGUCACAGACAUGGGCAUAACUGUGCCACAAACUUUUCAGUUAGUAAAUAUGACUCAAAUUGUGAAAUGAAAAACAGUGAAAGUGCAAAACAUUUUAUUACACUGUUACCUUCAAAUUAUUUGCUUCACAGUCAAUGACCUUCUACUUUAAAAUGCACAUGCAUUCCCCAACAUUGCUGUUUUUCCUAGAACCUUCUCAUUAUCAUGAUAAUGAAAAACAUACUUUUAAAUAGUAUUUUCAUAAUGUCAAAAUAUAUGCUAGAACUUAAAAGUUGUUUACACAAACUUGUUGUUAAACCCCCAAAAUGUUGCCUUUCUCUACGCUGGCAUAUGAUGGUUAAAUGAGAAUAUUUGUUAAUAAUUUAGUGUCCUCAUGAAUGUUUAACUGAAGUAUCGGAUUAAAAAACAUGCUAAAAGUUAGCUCAGUCUAGUGUUUCAGUUACAGAAGGGAACAACUGAAACUAUGGAUGGGAAUUUCAUAUUAGGGUGCUGUUGCUGUAUAUCACGUUUGUUUAGAUUAUUAAAAAGUACCAGCCAGUCCAGCUGCUGUGGCUGGAUUUUAUGUCACAGCUGCUCUUCACUUUCUUUUAUGUGCUCAGAAAAAAACUGCUAAGCAGAAAAUGUUUUGGAAGCUUAUGAAAAUAAUGGAACUGCACACUCUAACAAGACUUCUGGGGUGAAGAACUUUUACAAGUACAUCCCAGCCUCAGGAAACCGAGUUUUGUUGAGGACUGGAACACCAGAGAGCUGUGUCCAGGGCUGGGACUGGGUGUGCUGCAGGGCAGGGCACUGUUAAACCUCUCACCACACUGUUUUACACCAGCAAAGCAAAAACCCUUUUUAUACCUUUUAAAAUUAUUUCAAGGAUAACCCAGGUAUGGAAGCUUUUUUCACUUGUGCUGCCACUUUCACUGUGUACAUCUGAUUAUUACAUGUUGAAAUGAAUACAGCCAUUGCUUUUCAUGUGGGAAGAGUGAAGUAUGUUUCACAAGUGUUACAAUGCGUUCUGCACAGGCAGAACAGUUAACAGAUAUAAGUCCCGUCUGUUAAUUAUUGCUACUUCUUCUUAUUUUUCCAGUGAGGAAAACCAGAAUGAUGACCAAGUAAUUAAUUACUUAUGUUUAUAUAUAGUAUUUCCCAUCAUCUUUGACCUCAUUCAAUUAAAUGAUGAUAGUGUAGAUUUUUAACCUGGUGCUGCUGAAUAAACUGGCUAACUUGA